This is a messenger RNA of Striga asiatica, 552 nucleotides long. Lineage: Eukaryota; Viridiplantae; Streptophyta; Magnoliopsida; Lamiales; Orobanchaceae. The record is from the annotation of a GenBank genome assembly.
AUGGCACUGACUACGACCGCAAUUGCUACGCAACUCGAGAUUAUUCCACAAAGUGAAAGCAUCCUCACCAAAUCCAUACCCUUAAACCACCUCCGCCCCGUCCCAAUCCCCCUUCCCUCCGCCGGGACCGGAAACAUACUCUCCGGUGCCCGUCGACCCCACCGUCUCCUCAUCUCCCGGAUAUCCAUCUCCCGUUCAGCCAGUCUUGGAGGGCCAAACAUCAAGACGAACCACCUCGGCCUCGACACCCUUGACGACCCAUCCGAUUUCCCCGAGCAACUCUGGCGAAUCUCGCCGGAUUCUGACCUCACACAAUCCCGCCGGCGGCGGACAUUUUUUUCUCCGGUGAUCCACGGCGGCCGACCGGAAAAUCGAGUGGCGUCGUGGGCGGAGAGGGAUUUGAGGAAUUGGUGGUUGCCGAAAGGGACGAGCUUGCCGCGGAAGAUGAUGUCAUCGGCGUGGGAGAUCGGCUCAGAGUUGAAAUCGGUGAAGAAUUCGAAGAAAUCGGAGGGUUCGGAGGUUGACCUGCGCCGGCCGUCUUGGGUUUUGUGA